AUGAUUCCGACUUCGAGCUUUGGGGGCUGCGUUUUAUUUUGGCGCUGGUUCAUUUUGGCCCCCACCGGAGAUACACAGUUUCAGGCUAAACUGUGCGUGUCCGUUUUGUCGAAAGACCUGCGCGAAGUCCUGCGCGUGGUUCCGGACGACAUCAAAGCCAUCAGCCUGAUGGAGGACAAGCCAUCGAUCGAGCAAAAGAUCCUUUUCCAUUUCCUCCCAGAAUUGGCCAAAUAUGCUGAGAAUAUGAACAACCCAGAGUGUGAAACACCACGUCAGCGCCUCUACUUGCUCAUCGACCACCUCAAGGAAGCAUAUUCAGCCAUCUCGUAG
Messenger RNA from Penicillium cosmopolitanum, 330 nucleotides. RefSeq lists its product as uncharacterized. The transcript has 3 exons. Lineage: Eukaryota; Fungi; Ascomycota; Eurotiomycetes; Eurotiales; Aspergillaceae. The coding region runs from base 1 to 330 and encodes 109 amino acids. The record is from RefSeq and is a predicted model, not a curated record.